CCAGCCCAUCCGAAGAGGCAACACGCGCUGUGCCUCUCGAAUCUCUCCGACCGCGAGGGGCACCACCGGUCGGUCGCCGCCGGUGCUGCGGCCGCGAGGAACUUGCGUGGGGCGACGCGCCCGGCUGCUUGGGCAACUGGGCGGAGCAGUCGGGUCGGCUACCGCCGGCUGGUCUUCUAAGUAGGAACCUCUUCCGGCGGGGGUGUCAGGUCUGAGCUGAUUGGGGAUCCGGCACCGCAUCGCCAGGAGGGGAUAGCCAGCCAUGGCAGCGAGGCAGCCGCCGCCUUCGUCUGCCUCCGCGCCCGCCGCGGGGCUCUCCAUGAAGGAGUACCUCAAGAGGUACCAGUCAGGCCCGGGCGCUGACGGCGACCAGAAGAAGGCGAAGAAGAAGACGAAGAAGAAGCCCAAGCCCACCGCUGGAGGAGGCGGGGUGCUCAUCGUUGACGAGGACCCCGUGUGGCAGAAGCCCGUGCAGGUGGAGGAGGAGCCCGCGUCGUCAGGUGACGAGAAGCCUCUGGUUGACGAGGACAUCGAGGUGAAGCGGAUGCGUCGCCUGGAGGCGAUACGCGCGGCAAGGCCGUACAAUGCUAUUGCCGAGGACGGCAGUGGGUGGGUUACCGUGGCCGCCCCGGAAGAGCAGGGCGGUGGGUCCACCCGCCAGCUCAGGAACGACACGCCGUCGCCAGAGCAGGGAGGUGCUGUGAGGGAGGACCUUUCUCCUGUGCGGCGGAGGCAGCGGCGUGACACACCCUCACCUGUGCAGGGUGAUGCUGCUGGAAAGGAUUUGUCACCACCGAGACAGAGGCGGAGACGCCAGGACACGCCAUCACCAAAGGGCAGUGGUGCAGGGGACCAGGAUGAUAUGUCACCACCACGGAAGUCUAGGCGGAAAAAAGACCCUUCACCACCAAGGAAGGGUGCUCGUCAUAUCUCUGAGGAGCCCCAGGAUACCUCGCCACCCAGGAGACGUAGGAGACAUGAUUCAGAGGAGCCCCAGGACACCUUGCUACCAAGGAGGCGUGUGAGACAUGAUUCGGUGGAGUCUGAAGACAUUUCUCCACCUCGGCGACGGACACGGCAGGACUCAGAGGGGCCUGAAGACAUCUCACCACCACGGAGGAGCAAGCACCAGGACCCUGAAGACAUCUCACCACCACGGAGGAGGAAACACCAGGACCCUGAAGACAUCUCACCACCACGGAGGAGGAAGCACCAGGACCCUGAAGACAUCUCACCACCACGGAGGAGGACGCACCAGGACCCUGAUGGUGAUUUGUCACCCCCAAGAAGAAAUAAUUUGGGGCAAAGUCACAAAUCUGCAACGGAUGAGUUAUCUCCACGUAAGAAGAGAGACACUUCUCCCUCAAGGAAUAGUAAAAAGGAAAGAGCCUCAAAACACGUGAUGAAAGCUGGACUGAUGACAGCAGAGGAAGUUAAAGAGGACAUAAGAAAGAUUAAGGAGACUGAGAUGGCUAAGUUUGCGUCACAGGAUCCUUCGCUGGUUGGGAAAGGUGCAAAGGCAGUAUUCAGAGAUAAGGAAGGAAGGCGGAUAAGUGAAGAAGAAAUGCGCAAGGCAAAGGAACCUGAGAAGCCAAAGGAAAUACAUAUAGAAUGGGGUAAAGGGUUGGUUCAGAAACGAGAAGCUGAGGCUAGAUUAAAAGAGAUUGAAGCUGAGAAGAAGAAACCUUUUGCUCGAACAAGGGAUGACCCUGAGCUUGACAAUAUGCUAAAAGAAAGAAUCCGAUGGGGUGAUCCUAUGGCUCAUCUAGUCAAGCGGAAAGAUCCAGAAUUUAUUUUGGAAGACUUGGGAGAUGAUGAAAAGAUGAAAGAAUCUGGUUUCAUAGUACCCCAAAAUGUACCUCCUCACAGCUGGCUGAAACGUGGAGUGGAUGCUCCUCCAAACCGCUAUGGCAUAAAACCCGGUCGACAUUGGGACGGCGUGGAUCGCAGUAAUGGGUUUGAGAAGGACAUGUUCAAGCUGAAGAAUGAGAAGCAAGCAAUGGAGCAAGAGGCCUAUCUUUGGUCUGUCUCAGAUAUGUGAGCCCAAAUGUUGUCUCUUACGAGAGGAAUACUGUGGUCUAAAGGAAGAACGAAGAACCAAUGAAGACCUUUCACACGAUUUUCUUUUUCUUACACCAAAUGACAUCUUUAGUGAUGCUGUGCUGGUAGCUUGAAUAUAUAUUUUUUCCCCUGGAAAGCUCGAUGAAGCUGCAUUUGUUGGAAAUCUCAAAUCUGUUACUACCCUUUGUCAUCCUUCACAUUUUGUAAUAUAGACGAACGUACUGAAAAAAAAACACAGGUUUUGGAGUAGUUCAAAAGAUGAGAUUUUACUGUCA
This is a messenger RNA of Sorghum bicolor (sorghum), 2336 nucleotides long. Its product is annotated as BUD13 homolog. The transcript is spliced from 8 exons. The record is from RefSeq and is a predicted model, not a curated record. Gene Ontology annotation, cellular component: U2-type spliceosomal complex; RES complex. The coding region runs from base 263 to 2041 and encodes 592 amino acids. Gene Ontology annotation, biological process: mRNA splicing, via spliceosome. Lineage: Eukaryota; Viridiplantae; Streptophyta; Magnoliopsida; Poales; Poaceae. Gene Ontology annotation, molecular function: RNA binding.